Messenger RNA from Protopterus annectens (West African lungfish), 2637 nucleotides. It is a transcript of the gene GATA5, whose product is annotated as GATA binding protein 5. Gene Ontology annotation, biological process: negative regulation of transcription by RNA polymerase II; cardiac muscle tissue development; positive regulation of transcription by RNA polymerase II. Bases 439 to 1647 code for a protein of 402 amino acids. The record is from RefSeq and is a predicted model, not a curated record. Lineage: Eukaryota; Metazoa; Chordata; Ceratodontiformes; Protopteridae. Gene Ontology annotation, molecular function: zinc ion binding; RNA polymerase II cis-regulatory region sequence-specific DNA binding; DNA-binding transcription factor activity, RNA polymerase II-specific. The transcript has 7 exons. Gene Ontology annotation, cellular component: nucleus.
CCAUAUAAGCUCCAAGUCUGGGAUAGGGGGACACAUUGCAGUUGUUAAGCCUUUAGAUACUUUUUUGAGUGGGACGUGGUACCAGAUCUAUCGGGCAAAAGGACUGUUGCAUGCUUGUCUCAGUGUACAAGAAGGGUCGUCUACUUUUUCUUGUUUGCUACUACAGACCCAGUUAUGUGCUUGGGAGAUGAAUAUUUACUUCUUUUCCUUUCAGGAGGCCUCAGGUGACAGACUUUGUAAACCCUCGCCCAAGAGAAAACCGAAAGCUUGCUUUUAACUGAAGUCGGACUUGGAACCAGCCAGAGACCAGGAAGGAAGGAAGGCAGGAAGGCAAGGAUUGCCAGUUUAGAAAACUCUCAGCUGCCAGCGCAUAUUAGAGGUUGGAGAAAACACUACAGCGGAGUACAGAACGGAACUGGAUACACAUUACAACUAAGCAUGUACCAAAGCUUGGCUUUAGCACCCAACCAUGCUCAGUCCGCCUACACCCACGAUUCCAGCAGCUUCAUACAUCCAGCCGCCAGCUCCCCUGUCUACAUGCCAACUCCCCGGGUGCCUUCAAUGUUGCAAGCUAUACCAUACCUACAGAACUGUGAGUCUGCCCACCAGGGCCACCCCUUGGGCAGCCAUUCAGGAUGGGGACAAGCGGGUGGUGAAGGUUCGGCCUUUAAUCCCAGCAGUGGCAGCAGUGGUAGCCAUGGUCCGUCAUCGGGGUACUCGUACUGCCCAAGCCCCCCUAUAAGUGGCAGUCCGGGACGGGACGGUGGGUAUCAGAGUCCGCUUGUGCUUGGUAGUGGCGGCAGUGCCGGCAGGGAACAGUAUGGCAACACGCUGGUGCGUUCUCCGUACCCUAGUCCUUACCCGUCCUAUGUGAACCCUGCAGAAAUCCCAUCCGCAUGGAGUCCGGGACAUUUUGAAAGCACCAUGCUCCACAGCUUACAAACCCGACAGGCUACCUUACCCUGUACCAGAAGGCCCAGUCUUGAGUUCUUUGAAGACUUUUCGGGAGAAGGUCGUGAAUGUGUGAAUUGUGGAGCAAUGUCCACACCACUUUGGAGAAGAGAUGGGACUGGACACUAUCUCUGCAAUGCAUGUGGUCUCUAUCAUAAAAUGAAUGGCAUGAACCGUCCUCUCAUUAAACCACCAAAAAGACUGUCUUCCUCAAGACGUGCUGGUCUGUGUUGUACGAACUGUCACACAAGCACCACGACCCUUUGGAGACGGAAUGCUGAGGGUGAACCUGUUUGUAAUGCUUGCGGGUUAUAUAUGAAGCUACAUGGGGUACCUCGACCACUUGCUAUGAAGAAAGAAAGCAUUCAGACAAGGAAGCGAAAACCGAAAAAUUUACCUAAGGCAAAAAAUUCAACAGGGUCAGCAUCUGCAAACAGCUCACCAUCAUCCGUAGGAAACUUGGACAGUGUCCCCAAUGUAAAGAGUGAACCUGGGGUACUUGUACCUGCAUUCCCAGGGCAGACAGUCUUAUCAGUCUCCCAGGCCCAACGAGCAGGAGAUGAUUUGAGUAGCAGCCAUUCUGAGCACAAAUUUGUCCCAGAAGAUUACAGCUUCACAUCGUCUUCCAUGUCCCAACAGACAGGACUACCUGUUUCACUACGUCAGGACUCCUGGUGUGCCCUGGCUUUAGCAUGACAGCACUGCUAUAGUAAGCACGUACUAUGGACCAACCUUUAGAACUUUUCCAAGACACCAUGCAAAGACUGCUUAAGAGCUUUCUGGACCUACUGUGGAGAUUUCUUAAUAUAAAGAGAAGGCUGAUUUGCAUCCCUAUUGGCUUCCAAAGAGAAAUAUGAAACAGCAGUGUUUCUGGUUUGUAAUGGGAGCCAGUUCUGUUGCUCUCUUGUGACUCCGGUUAGCAAGACUGUAGUAAUUACUACAGCAGACAAUCUGGACCUGUUUGGUUCUACAGUGUUUCCCAAAACAUUGAAGAGAAGUAUAAAACUUUUGAGAGCAGGAAAAGAAAAAGCUAUUGGUUUUCUUACAUGGACUUUCACUUCAUUUGAAGGAAAGGAAAAUCUGUAUAUCUUGCACAAUGAUCUUUUUGUUUUUAAUACUUGAGUGCAAUUGUUGUGUUUGUCCUUCCCCAAAUGUAAAUGGUGCUGAUAAUAUUAAAUGUUUCUUCUUGUGAUUUAAGACCAGAUUUGUAUUGUAGUUAUUAUUACAAACCAUCUCUUAAUGUUCACAUACGUACUUUGACUUUUCAACUUCAUAUCCCUCAGAACAUUUAACUUGUUCAUCAUUAAAAUCUGUAUUACAGAAAGGGCACUGGAUCAAUUUGUUUAAGACUCAUGAUAUAUGUAAGAAAAGCAUUUCUUACAUAGUUUCUUUUAUUAGAAUAACUGCAUUUUUCUGUUUUUUUCUAAGUGUAGUAAUUUGUCAUGUAGAACAUUGAAUGCUGUUUUAUUUAAUUUUAAAAUGUGUAUGACUUGUGACUUGAAAUUGAUGAAUUUAAAGUUUGUAUAAUCCCUUUACAUGCUUAAUUUCAUGAAAAAUGUGUAAAGCAAUUCUGCCCCAUCCUAAAUAAAAUAACCCAUUCCAGCCAUCUAUCCUAAGGAGGAAAAUUAAGUCCCUUUUAGUUGUAUUUUUUUAAAUAAAAUGUGCAAGCAAUUUGUUGCAAGAUAA